AGGAAAUACCUCGUGCGGUCUUUAGGCAGAUCUCCUUCGCAAGCGCAAGGUCCAACCAAUCUUUAGUUUGUAGCUAGUCUGCACCAAACGGUAUCACGACCUCGAAAUGACCUGGAAAAACAAUGCCGUCGGGCCGUGAUGACGGAGUCCGCUUGAGCCAACAUAACAACCUAUAUAGAGGCGUCCUUCCAGUCGUGCCACCAGAUGGUGCUCUCGAGAACCCGUCGAGGAAGAAUGCUGCAACAGCCGCAUCAGCUGCUGGUGUUCGUGCACUGAGCGCUCAGGCCAUCGCCUUUUAUUUUAGAGCUCCCGUGAAGGCCUUCUUCCGGACGCGCGUUGACUAUCUCGCCUAUGCCAGAAGUGUCCAUCAGGCCCAAACAGAACUCCUUGUAAAAGCCGUCGCUAACGACCACACGUCAUCCCGGCUUGGCUUGGCAUUUAAACAAGCCUGGCAAUGGGCCCGUGGCACAACGCCGGGACUACUUACGACCGUGAUUCGGCAGCAUGGCUGGAGUGUCGUUCCAGAACAGAUUCUACCGCCCCUGAUAGCUAAUGUUAGCGUCGGUGCUCUCCUAUACACCAGCUAUUUGCAAGUCCUUGGGGCACUUCAUGAAGAAAGUUCGAGGUCAACCCGUCGUGUGUUUCCACCACCAGACCCCAUUCAUACUUUUACUGCGGGUUUCCUGGCUGGGAGCAUUCAGAGUCUAGUUGCCGCUCCCCUAGAUGCCAUACAGGCUAGGUACGACCACCGGGAUCUUGUUCAAGGAACCGGUGGUAAACCAAGGAGUAUAUGGUCAUUUUCUGCUGAGAAGUUGCGCGAGAUCGGCGUGCGAGGCGUUUUUGCUGGGUGGGGCUUGUCAUUUAUAAAAGACAGCUUUGGCAGCGCCAUCUUCUUCAGCACAUUCGAAUAUGUGAAAGCGCAAGGUUACUACAAGUUUAUUACCUGGUAUUACAGCGGGCUCAAUCGGGAUAUGGUUGACAUCCUCGCGCGAAAACGCCCAACUUCUCAAGAUGAGAACAAACCUCUUGUCAUCCGACCUCACUAUGCUAUUGAGCCUAUGUUUUUGUUGUUUGCUGGCGUUGGAGCAUCAUUCGCCCAACAAGUCCUCCUCCACCCAUUGACCUAUGUGCAGAACAAGCACUGGGACCAUUUGGAAGAUCUCGAUGCAAAGGCACAGAAAGUCAGAAUAUCUACUCCCGAUAAGUCAAAGCGGAGAUUCAGGAUGCUAAGGGCAUACUAUCGCGCAUACCAAGAAACAUGGGCGCAAUGCGCCUCAGAGGCUGCAUCGGAAGGCAAAGGAGUAGUACGUAUGUUAUAUCGAGGCUUCUGGUGGACCACGAUUCGCCAAGUCCCAAGCACCAGCGCAGGUCUGAUUAUCUUCGAGCUGGUUCGGCGGAAAUACGGUAACCGCGAUGAACCGGUUCGCGUUGCAACAGAUCACUACGAGAUUCUUCUUGAUUAGGUCCGGUACAACAGCACCUUAUUACAAGAAGCAACAACACUAGAAGGGCGUUUUUGUUCGGCUUGAAUAGUUUUCACAAAGUUUGCAAUAUAUAUUUCAUGUAAAUGUAGAGAACAAAUCACAAUACACAAAUAGACAGACCCCAAUCCACCUGCUGUUCGCUUCUCCGCAGCACGACACCAUAUUGAGCAGUAGA
Xylaria bambusicola is the source of this 1659-nucleotide messenger RNA. RefSeq names its product mitochondrial carrier domain-containing protein. Gene Ontology annotation, biological process: mitochondrial L-ornithine transmembrane transport. The coding region runs from base 123 to 1463 and encodes 446 amino acids. The record is from RefSeq and is a predicted model, not a curated record. The transcript has a single exon. NCBI's taxonomy places the organism in Eukaryota, Fungi, Ascomycota, Sordariomycetes, Xylariales, Xylariaceae. Gene Ontology annotation, molecular function: L-ornithine transmembrane transporter activity.